CUAUUACGGUGAUUCGACCUCCGCUCACAAAACCUCGGGGACCUCGGUGUUUUAUACAAUAACUUGGUUUUUUUUUACAUGCACGGAAACAUAUAAAUGCCAACCGGAAACGGAUCUUCUGAAGGCAUCGACUGAUUCACCAUGUCAGUAGUCAAGACCGUCAUUCCCCUCACCGCUCAGCUCGUCCAAUAUGCAACCACUCUUUCUCCCCAACAAGUCAUCUCACGCAUCGAAGACAGAAUCAACAGGGAAGGCAGUAUGAAAUUCAUGUCUUCGCUGCCUUCUAUCACUUCACGAGAAGAGCUUGAAGAAACGAUUCGCGGUGUCACACAAGGAAAUGACUUCAUGCUCAUGCAGUCGAUGAGGCAUGAUAACUGGCUGAAAUUUUACGACGAAAAGACGCCACUGGUGGCCGUUUACUCCAUUGGCAACCCGAUGAUUGCAAAGCAUCUAGUGUCUUCAACGUUCGACCUACGCGCCGCCUAUAACAUCCCUCCUCGUUUGCUCAUUCUUGAAAAGGAGGAUCGCACAGGAACUUACGUCCUUUAUUAUCUUCCAUCUUCAGUCAUGAGUUUAAACGGGGAUGAGGGGAAUUUUGUAGCAGCUGUUCGUGCCUUGGAUGAAAAGCUAGAGCGUCUCGUCAUUGAGGUCACGAAGGUGGAUUGAGCCCAGGCCCAGGAAUUCCUAUACUACUCACAUUGUAUAUUUUCAUGUACGCUAAAUUUUCAUGAACAGAUAGAGAGGCUUGAUUUGAAGCACGGUCAGCUUCCCGUGCAACCCGCCCG
Messenger RNA from Marasmius oreades (fairy-ring Marasmius), 785 nucleotides. RefSeq lists its product as uncharacterized. The record is from RefSeq and is a predicted model, not a curated record. NCBI's taxonomy places the organism in Eukaryota, Fungi, Basidiomycota, Agaricomycetes, Agaricales, Marasmiaceae. Bases 142 to 666 code for a protein of 174 amino acids. The transcript has 2 exons.